Molecule: messenger RNA, 1224 nt
Organism: Oryza brachyantha (malo sina)
Lineage: Eukaryota; Viridiplantae; Streptophyta; Magnoliopsida; Poales; Poaceae
Exons: 9
Coding region: 45-959 (304 amino acids)
Source: RefSeq, a predicted model, not a curated record
GUAGAGAAAAAAAAAGUGAAAAAAAAAACACGCAGCGGUUUCGAAUGGCCACGGCCGUCCUCCGCCGCCCACUCCUCGCUGCACUUCUCCCCGCGGCCGCCGCCGCCUCCUCCUCCCGUCCCUCCCGCUUCCGUCUCCGGCGAUGUAGAUAUCCACCUACUGUACUCGCCGUCUCCUCCGACUCGCCAAAGCCGGUCACCUCCUCUUCCACCGGCGGCGACAACCCCGACGAGGAGCCUAUCCUUCCCCUCCUGCAAGAGCUCGCUGAUUGCUUGGUUCUCCCGCCCAAAUUCCUGUCCCAGCUUCCCCGCGACCUUCGCCUCGACCUCAAUGAUGCCGCAUUUGAUCUCUCCAAUGGGCCUGUUCUUGAUGAGUGUGGCCAAGAAGUAGGUGAUCUGCUGCUGAACCUUGCAAAGGCCUGGGAGAUGGCUGACACAUCGACAUCAAAUAGCCUUGUGAAGCAAAUUCCUUCAAUGGAACCCUACUUGACCGGCAGCGCCAAAUCAGCAUUUGGCAAGCGGCUGGUAUCAGCUGGAAGGAGGUUUCAGGCCAUGGGACAGUACGGCAAGGGAGAGCUCAAGAAGAUUGCUGAAACAAUGAGCAAAACUGGUAAGCUGCUGUCAAAACGUCCGGUAGUUCAAUCUGAAGUAGAGGCUAUGAAAGUAAAAAGGAAACUGAAGUUUUUAGAACUUGAGUUUGAGUUGACAGCAGAAAAGGCAAAUAUUGGAGCUGCAGUUGGACUUGUUUUCGGGCUUCUCUCAUGGCAACUAGCCCGUGGUGUACAAAACAUUCCAGACGGCACGAUGCAGUAUGCAAACGACAACGCGAUGCAGAUGGCCAAGUCACUCAAGGUCUCUCUGCUUGUUCUUGGCUACACGUCGGCUGCCCUCUCCGUGUUCGCGGCAUUGGGGCUGCUGUUACUAGCCCAGCAGAUCAACUCUGACGACAAACCGGAGUAGCUGCCUGACAGUUGCCUGAAACCGUGGAUGUCAUGCCAUUGUAUCUGCUCUAAAUUAGGCCACCAGGCCAUGUUCGCAGCCUUCUGUUUGUAUAAAUGUAUGUAUUAAUCAUGGAGUGUUUCUGUACAAGAAUUCCAAGUGUACAGUGUUUCUCAGUGAUUUCUGAAGCUCUUGAAAUGAAAUGUUGAACAACUCGGGACUGACUAGUUACAGUUAAAACCCCGCAGGGCAUGUGAUUUAGUAUUCAUUUGACCUGGCAUUUAAA